This is a messenger RNA of Marchantia polymorpha subsp. ruderalis, 4363 nucleotides long. NCBI's taxonomy places the organism in Eukaryota, Viridiplantae, Streptophyta, Marchantiopsida, Marchantiales, Marchantiaceae. The record is from the annotation of a GenBank genome assembly.
CGAGGCCCCCGUCCCAUCGCCAGGAAUUCUUCUUCGGAGCUCUCGAUCGAUCGAUCGAUCGCUUUCUUGAUCGAUCGAAAGCUCGGGGGCGCGAUCGAGAAUUGCGUGAUUUAUGGAAGAAAUGUUCGGGGCGAGAUGACGCACGAGUCGCGCAGGGCGGACGAUGCGAGAGGAGGGAGCGCGAUGAGCGUGGGGGACCUUCUCCGCAUGCUGGAAGCGGCGGUGGAGAAAGAGUUUUUAGGGAUGAAGAAGACUUGUGAAGGCUUGGGAGGCAAUUCAGAUUGUAUGCAACAUUCGAAGGGCGACGAAGUGACAAGUAGUUCAUCAGAUGGAACUCCGAAUUCCAUGCAUUCUGCAACUGGAAGCAUAUUCUCACGAAGUAGUGACGCUAAGGAAAAAAACUCGACGAUCGUGGAGACCUCUACGAAGGACGAAUUGCAUUGCAGUUCUGUUGAAAGAGAAGAAGCGGGUUGGACAAGGCGCCACGAAGCUUUCCAUGCUAAGAUUGGAAGCAAGUUGGAAGCGACGUUAUUGGGGCAGCGAGCGGAAGGGCGAGUAGAGGUGAUUGAAGGCAGAGAAGUUCAGGGUUUUAGGAUCGAUACUGGUGUGGAUAGCAGGAAACUGACAUCAGAUCGUUCUGGUGAUGUGAAAAGGAAUUGCCACAGUACACCAGAAGAGAUACUAGGGAAUUUCGAAAGCAUGAUUCAGGAGAUUAUGGUGUCAGGCCUUCCGAGUCAAGCAGCAAGUGGAGAGUUUUUCAAUUCAGCAGAAGUAACUCCUGGUCAUGACAACAGUGCUGAUGAUCCUGGCGGGACAGUAUCGUCCACACAGAAAGUGGGAGCACUUGCCCUUGAAUCGAAAAAGUUGUCAGAUGACCGUACCCUUAGUGAUGCUCAAGAUAACGAUGUCCAUCACGUGUUGAAGGUUCUGCAAAGGGAUAUCUCUUCUGAAUCUAGUGAGCCCGAUUGGUCAGACACGGGCUUAUGUCGUGCUGAAGAGCAGGAACAAUUAUUUUGUGACAUCAAGAAUCUGUCCCCUGAGUUUCUCGAAAAAGAUGGACAGUAUAAACCUUCUUCCUAUGCUUUAUUACAGCGCGUGCAAGAAGUUGCUCUGGCUGAAGGAGACACCUCCGACGGACAUGCCAGUCAGGGGAGGCCGUCACUUCUGGAGGCAAUCAGGAAAUUGGACAGCAAGUGUGAGGUAAUCUCGAGUUCGAAGGACCAGUUGGUAGGAGAUGUUUUGUCAGACGGUAAUGAAGCUCAUCGCUGGAAGGACGCCGAGACGUGGAGGGGAAGUGAGAAGUCUUUUCAGUCGUCAUUUCAAGGGCCAGAAGAAAUAUCAAAACCCGACAUUAUCAAGAAUGAGUCCAGCGUAAGUUCUAUCUUAGCUCCAGGGCGAGCACUAUGUUCAGGUGAGGCAGGAGGAAUAUCGCCGGAGCCUUGUGCGAAUGGCUGCAAGGAUAAGGAGACUGUGGAAUUCCGCAAGAAAAGUGAAUCACCAAAUCACACCCGAGACAGUGAGACUUCGCAUGCCAAUCUCUCUGGGAUUUGUUCGGCCAACUCAGAUAGGAUCGACAAAGAAGAGGCAGAAAAAUCAUCAUGUAUUCAAUUCAUAACAUCAGAUCAUGAAACAGCACGAUCUCUCCAGCACAGCUCAACACCUGGAGCUCCUUGUAGAGGAUCUAAAACAUCGCAGGCUGACUCGACUGUCGAAACCGCAUGUCGUCCUAUAAAAGCUUCUGACUACUUCCAGGAAUAUGGCUGGGACGACGCAAAGUUGAAGAGUGUUUCAGCCCAGGCAUUGAGAAGGAAAAGUGAGGAACAUCAAUCUGUGUAUGGAUCAGAGUUUCAAAACUAUGCAAGGAAGAAUAAGGUCAUGACGGUUGAAGACGUGAAUCAGAUAACCGAUCAGGCCAGAGUAGCGUCGAAAAGGGCAUCCGAGUACUACUCCAGACUGCAGCGAUUUGGCUUGAAUGAGGUCGGAAUGGGAAUGGCGGAAGACGAACCCGUAGCACGAGAUCAUAAACUAGCCUCUGCUACAAAUUGUGAGCACCUGCACAAUAAACUUCCACAAGGACACGCAUUUUAUCCACUAAGAAUCAACGACGACGUGGUUGUUGAGCAUUCUGUGGGAUUUGGGUCCACUCGUUGCAGCUCAUCGAAAAGAGCUCGCGGGGUAGCAGUGCACUCCAGAGAACCGUGCCGCAGCGAAGGAGCGGUAGUAAGAGACUCUUCACAGGCUCUGGAUUGUAGUGAUCAUAACGACAGUAGUCUGUCAACUGCGACAUUUCUCGAGGUCGAGAAUGCAGCAGCAAAUUCUCAUCCUAUAUUGAGCUCAGACCAUUUCUCAGAUUGGGAUAAAGAUGGAAAGAGAACUUCGAGUCAUUCUCUCACCGAAUCAGCACAAUCUACUCCGUCGGACACAUUUUUUGGCCAACUGUUGAGUUACGGACGUGGUGUGAAGAGCAGGAGAAACCCGCGUGGUACGCCAGUUUCUCGCGCCGUAAGUGAGAGCUCAGUUUUGUCUAAGUUGGCCCGUGAAGUCAUGGAGAGAUUUAAUACUGGAACUCCUGCACCAGCUCAAUCGGGAAGUUGCGACCAUAGAGAGAAAGUGAAGGUUGUUGUCCGCAUGAGACCAUUUGCGGAGCAUGAGAAAACGUCCCCACUGAAACAGAUUUUGUGUAUUCCUGAAGACAAGGUUAUAGUCAAGGAAAACAACCCAGCGCUGCUCAAGCAAAGCUGCAUACGAAACAAGGAAUUUCGCGACGCAGAAUCAUUGGAGUUCAAGGUUGACAAUGUUGUCGACGACAGCUACUUACAAAAUCAUCGAUGGGACAAAAAGGCGGAAUCCCAAUGCCGGAUGUACGAAUUGAUUGGUUUACCCUGUUUGGAAUAUGCUUUGGACGGCUACAACACAACAAUUAUGGCCUACGGUCAGGCGUGUAGUGGUAAGACUUACACCAUGAUGGGCGACGAUACUGUGGAAGGCCGUGGUAUGAUGCCGAGAUUCGCAGAGGACUUGAUGCAUCAAAUUUCGACCGAGUUCAAAAACGAGUACUUAGUUCAGGUUAGCUACCUGGAGAUUUAUCAGGAGAGAAUACGCGACCUGCUUGUUCCCUUCAAAGUGGACCCUCAAGCUGUAAGGGCGGAAUGGCAGUGUUGCCUAGAUAGUGGAGCGUCAAGGUGUGGGUCAGUAAAAAGUGAUCGAAAUUGGUUGGAAUCCUCGGACGACAAUGUCUACGAGGAGUCGAUGGAUGGCGACACUGCCAGCUAUCUUAGCUUCGGUGCCGGAACACUCAAGAGCUGGAAGGAUAAGCGUGCACCAAGCGUCUGGUUUGACAACCCAUCUACAAAGAAGGAGUAUCUGAAACUACGAGAGCACCCUGUCUCCGGUCCUUAUGUCGAAGGACUGUCGUGGAAGGAUGUGUAUACUUGGGAAGACAUGGAGCAAAUCAUGUUGGAGGGAGCCGCUCGCAGGACUUUAGGAGCUACCCCAACCAACAAGUGUUCGAAUCGUGGCCACACUUUGUUUACUAUGAGGAUUGUUAAGGAACAGCGAGGGAGGAGCCCACAUGUGAGCUUCGUUAACCUCGUAGACCUCGCAGGAACUGAAAAGCCGAAGCUUGCCAAGAGAAUAUCGUUGGAGAGGCUAGAGGAAUCCCGCUAUAUCAACAGAUCUGUAGCUCACCUAAACGAUGUGAUCCUGAAUCUAUCCAAGAAUUCCAAGUUCGUGUCAUAUCGCAGCUCUGCUCUUACUUGGCUCCUGAGAGACUCUCUGGGAGGAACCGCCAAGACUUUUCUGAUAGCCCAUCUUUCUCCCGCAGAACAGGACUUUCAAGAGAGUGUGAACACUCUACGAUAUGCUGCCAAAGCAAAUCACAUCCAGAGUUCUAUAAUCUCCCAUCCAGAGAAGAAGAAGCAGCUCUUCGUGAACAUGAAGAAGGAAGCAAAAAUUUUACAGGAUUUAAUUCAAAAUCUGACCGGGACUGAAGAAGAUAAGCGGCGUAAAGAAGAGUUGAUACAGCUGGGAUCCUGCUUGCCAGUUCUAUCUUCUUUCAAAGUACCACGAGUUGAAAUGCCAGUAAAUUCGGGUCAUUGGAUGUAGAUAUGAAACGGCCAGAUGAUAAUCAGCUGAGCCGUGCCAGGAUUAGAUGUAGGAAGGAGCUCCGAUAGAGAAGAUUACCCACAUGAUAAUCAGCGCUAGGAGAGUCCGAAAUCUUCGCACAAUUUUACAUCCUUGAAAAUUUUGUAAAAAAUCUCCAUUGUAGCUGUCAGCGAAUUUUGUCGACGACGAGAAAUCGAAGUCACCAAUAAAAUUUUUACAUGACCCGUGAAGUAAUGGAACCGUGCACCCAUAGACAUUG